AUGAAUGCCUUUAAAAAGGAAUUCCAUUUGGAUAAAAGAUUACAAGAGAGUGGUAAUAUGCGCAUUGCCAGACUAUAUUCAAUCAAACCAUUCUCGACACCAGAGAUCUUUGAGGAGGCUUAUGUAAAGGAGCUACGGGGACAAAUCAUGUUGCACUUCGCAGAACUGAAGGCGAAAAUGGAAAUUGAGAAGGAAACUGUUGGUUUGUCUCAACGCAGUCAACAGUAUCUGGCAAAUGUUUCCUCUGAAAAGUGUGCAUUGGCAAAAAGAAGCAUCUUUAAAUCUUUGAGAUUAAGAAAGAAAAUUGUCGAUAACGAUGUUGAAACCCCAGUUGAACUGAAAGAAAAGAGAAAAUUUUCAUCCAUCUUGAAGUUCUUUCGCCGAACAUCAAUGAAAAGAAGAAAGGCUGAAGAAUUUUCACCCGUUGUACAAGCUGAAAAAAGCCAUGGAAAUUACAUCACACUUAAACAAAAAAAGAAAGGCUGCUUCAAGAUUUUUGGUGUCUUCAUGCGAUUGAAGAAAAGAACUCGCGAGACUGGAUACGAAGAAGGCGAAAACAAAGAAGAACAACAGGAUGCUUCGCUUUCUGAUGAUGGAUUUCCCUCCGUGGUGGAGGAAUUUGAUGACUCAGAAGAAGUUAAACAGUGCGAAAGGACAGAGAAGGAGAGCGUUAAAGUUACCAUGGAAAAGAUUACAAAAGAACCAGAUGAUGAUUUCGAGCUGAGUGACGAUGACGAUGAAGAUCCUGGAGAAUGUUUGGACUUUCUACGCUGGUGCAAUGAAAUUCCACUGACUAUUGGCAAAGCUGAUAUUCCGUUCGUGUCUGUUUCAUGCACACCGUGGUGGAGAGACGACAGUGUUGUCUUUGGAUUGCAGCCUAAACUUGCAAAUGAGCUUCAAGGUUAUUACAAAGAUGAUGAUGUUGUUUCGUUUGAUGAUGAAGUUGACGAGGAGUUAGAAAAGAUCUUUGCAUGUGACAUGAAUAAGCUUCAAAUUGAAAGAUUGGUGGAUGGAGGGCUGAAUUUGAUGAGCUGCUGAAUGCAACUCAUCGAAUUCAUCACAUAAAAAACAAAAUCGUAUAUUUAUUUAUUUAUUUUUCAACCCUGGGUACACAGCAUACACAAACUCAUACAUUUGAUUGGUUCAUGAUUGGGUGAUAGUAGACAAAUAUCUGGUGGAAAGUUGGACGGAAGGAAAACGUACCGAGAAAAGUUUGGUUUGUUUGUUCGAAAGUUUCUCGAAGAUGCAAUACAAUGAAAACUGUUGAAUCAGUCGUUGAGUUCGAUUUCAAUCUGUUAUCGAUUUGCAGUUAGAUUUGAUAUUUCAAAUUCGAUACACUUCAGUUAAUGCCCUAUGACGUAUUUCUUCAUCGAUAGCUCAGAUGGUAGAGCAGGACAGUUAACAAGUCUAUGCGUGGGUUCGAAUCCCACUCGAAGUAGUAAUACAUCUUUUAUGAAGCUGAAGAACUUUUGAUAAACAAUGACAAAACAAAUCUUUGUGUUAUGUUUCCUUGGAAACAAGAAAAAGAAAACCAAACAAAAAUGUCUCCUUAUUUAUUUAUUAUGGUUUGAGCAACUGAUUUUUAGCUGGGUGGCUCACCCUCGUGCCAAGGGUUCCUUGGUUCUUGAACCGCUAUAAAAUUCAUCGAAAAAGCAAGAUCUUCUGAGAGUAGGGUUGAGGGUGGCUACAAACUGUCGUUAAAACGAGGUUGCGUUUUGUCUGAUUUAAAACGGAAUAGUCAUGAAUUUUCAAAACACAAAGAAGAUUGACACAUCGCGUUAAAUGUUUGGAAACAUUAACAGUAAGAUGGGAUUAAAAUUUGUACUGGGAGGUGGGAUUUCCGCUGUUCGUCAAAUAACCAUAGAACUCCGAAAAAAUGUUUUAAUUUUGCCCCGUAAAGGAAGAAAACAAGGGAAAGAAGGUUCACAAAUUGUUUCUCAGAUGUUCUUAUUUACAUAAUUUAGAUGUCCAAAGAAAGGAGGAGUGCAUUAU
Messenger RNA from Hydractinia symbiolongicarpus, 1992 nucleotides. RefSeq lists its product as uncharacterized. The transcript has 4 exons. The record is from RefSeq and is a predicted model, not a curated record. Lineage: Eukaryota; Metazoa; Cnidaria; Hydrozoa; Anthoathecata; Hydractiniidae. Bases 1 to 1038 code for a protein of 345 amino acids.